Molecule: messenger RNA, 1167 nt
Organism: Homalodisca vitripennis (glassy-winged sharpshooter)
Lineage: Eukaryota; Metazoa; Arthropoda; Insecta; Hemiptera; Cicadellidae
Exons: 6
Coding region: 579-1073 (164 amino acids)
Source: RefSeq, a predicted model, not a curated record
CUCCAAGUUAUGAAUGUUCAAAGUUGCAGUUUAGUUGAAAAGUGCCAAAAAACUGGUAUUUUUCUCUUUGUCAUUGAUGGAAGUUAUUGUUAGUAAACAGUUUUUUAUGUAGAAACGCAGAAAUAAACAUGCUAAAUUUUAAUAUCAUUCCUGUUAUUGGAAGUAUAUUAAUUUGUGAUCCAAGAGUAGACAUCAAGAUUUAACUUUAGUCUUGAUUUGUGAAAAGAACUAAAUCAGAAUAUGUUUGAGAAAAUCCCCAUUAAACAUUCACCAAGGGUACAAUUUAAUACCAAAAGAAAAGUUAUUACUAUUUCACAGCUUUGAAUCUGUGAUGGAAGUUUUUUAUGAUAAAAAGUAUAGAGAUUUACAGGAAACCAAAAGUUUGCUGUCUGAUUUCAAAAGCAAGUGUCUGGCUCGGCACUAUGAAAUGGCAGUGAAAGGCAAGACGAGGAAAACCGUUCAUUGUAAUUGAAGGAAACCAGAGAACCAGCAGGAAGAUUGUAGCAAGACGGGUGGCAAGAAGACUGAGUGCUACAUACCUGUCUAACCCCCCAUUGUGCCUGGUCAAACUGACUAACAUGUUUCCUUUCGGAUCUGUACUACGCAGAUCCUACUUCGGCCUCUGCAUGUACGCGACAGCGAGACAUGUUCACUGGCUAUACAACCGUUGGCCAGUCGUACUCAAUGGUUACUACUAUGAUCAAGCAUCAUUUUCAAUAGCGCAAGUUUACGCCAAUAUAACUCUUCCUCCUGAAAAUGACAUUCUUUAUUCUUGGCCACAGGACUUGCUCAAGCCAGACAUUAUUUUUUACAUUGACUUUCCUGACAAUCUUCAUAGAAACCCAAUCACCACAAGGCACCCAUCUUCUUGGAAACCGAGGAUGCUAGAAGUGUACAAAACAAUCAACGACUCAUCUGUCAUUUACGUGAGCACUAAAAACGGAUUAGACUACGUUGAAGAUUUUGUACUUGACACUAUAACUAAGAAAUUGUCGGAAGAUCUUGAAUUUAAUGUUUAUGCUAAAGGAGAAGCACCAACAAUCAGACCAAAACGUUUUAGAUGGGUUAGUUAAUCAAUACUAACAAAAUAAAGACCAAAUUGUAUAUAAAUGGAGCUGUACUAGUACCUAUGUGUUUUCUUGAACAGCUGAGAUUUAUUUUUUUCAA